Messenger RNA from Aedes aegypti (yellow fever mosquito), 2041 nucleotides. RefSeq names its product methyltransferase-like protein 13. The record is from RefSeq and is a predicted model, not a curated record. NCBI's taxonomy places the organism in Eukaryota, Metazoa, Arthropoda, Insecta, Diptera, Culicidae. Gene Ontology annotation, molecular function: S-adenosylmethionine-dependent methyltransferase activity. Bases 1 to 2022 code for a protein of 673 amino acids. The transcript is spliced from 4 exons.
AUGAAUCUACUGCCGAAAACCGCCACCGAGUUCGGUAGCACCGAGUACUGGAACAAUUUCUUCAAGAAACGUGGUAAGCAAGCGUUCGAAUGGUACGGCGAGUAUCCGGAGCUGUGCGGCCAGCUGCACAAGUGCGUCAAACCCAGGGAUGAAAUCCUGAUGGUGGGCUGCGGUAACUCCAAGCUGAGUCUGGACUUGUACGACGUUGGGUUCAAGCAAAUUACCAACAUCGACAUCUCGCAGGUCGUCAUCCGGCAAAUGCAGGAUGCGAACAAGAUCCAACGGCCGGAGAUGCUCUGGUACCACAUGGACGCCACUGCCAUGAACUUCAGCGACGAAAAGUACUCCGUCGUACUGGACAAGGGAACGUUGGAUGCGCUGUUCACGGAUGAGACGGAGGCCACCCUGCAGACGGUUAGGAAAUAUUUUUCCGAAGUUGCCCGUGUCCUGAGGGUGGGUGGUCGGUACGUUUGUAUAUCCCUGCUGCAGGAGCACAUAUUGAAGGAAGUUCUGGGAUUCUUCCCGGAGAACGAAUUCGUGCUGAGGGUGGUCCGGUGCGUAGAAGCCGAACAGAAAACGGCCGAGAGUAACAGCGACGGAACGUCCAUGCCGGUGUUCAUUGUGGUGGCCACAAAGUUUAAGAAGCUUCCGAUGAAGGUGUACGAAGUUUGUUUGGCUGGUGAACAAGUGCAACGGGUUCAGAAACCGGAAGAAGUGGUCCUAUCGGUCGCUGCCGCUCAAAAAGCUUCGAUGGUGUGCAACGGACUGGUUCGGGGAAGUAUCGCUGGGAUGAAAGAAGUCUCGUUGGAUUUGCACCGACCGGGAGAGGACAUUCCGCGGUACACGAUUCACGUUUUGGACCAGAAGCCGAUGCGAGGCAAUGGGAAGUAUGCGGCGUUUAUUGUUCCUCAAGGUCGGGAAACGGAGUGGCUCUUUUCGACGCCUCAAGGACGACAGAAGCUGCUGGCAUCGGCUAGUCAUGAUCGUUUGGCGAUCGUGUCGAUGCACCGAGGACAGACGUACGCUAGCUGGGACGCAGUCAAAGAUGAGCUGGCCGAAAGCGUGAAGUCGUUGGCGCCACAUGGGCUCCAUGGCCAUAUCCCUUACCUCUCCCUUGGAUCCGAGGUCGGCCGGCGGGAAACCAUAUUCAAGGGUCAUAGUGCACUGUCCGGGGACUAUAUUGUUGAGGAGAUCCUGGGCAACGAUAACAAAAUCUUCCGUAGGUUGAUUUUCCUAAACAAUCAAUUUGUGAUUCAGUCGGAGGCUGCUAUCAAACUGGUCAAGGGGAAGGGUAAGUCUAAAGAGUCCAAGAAAGUGAUCGAUCCGGGUUAUCUGGCUUGUCAACAUCAUCUUUAUAUGACUAUUGGAGUCCAUUUGGCUAUGGGGUUGGAGAGUGGCGAACCCGACAACAACGUGAUGGUUGUAGGAUUGGGUGGAGGUGGAUUGUGUACGUUUAUCCAUCAGUGUUUGAGGAACUCCAACAUGGUAGCGGUAGAAAUCGACCCGGAAAUGCAAACUGUAGCUACCAACUACUUUGGCCUUACGCUAGACGAACGGCUCAAGGUGGAAAUCAAGGACGGAAUAGACUAUCUGAGAGACUGCGCUGAACAGAAUCAACACUUCAAAGCAAUCCUCUUUGACGUGGACAGUAAGGAUCCAACGCUGGGCAUGAGUUGUCCACCGCAAUCUUUCCUGGACCAGCGAGUGCUGGAGAAUACGAAAAAGCUGCUUGGCACCUGCGGUAUAUUUAUACUGAAUCUGGUUUGUCGCGAUGAUUCCCUUCGCGGGAAAGUGGUCGACGAACUGAAGCAGGUGUUCAAGUAUGUGCUUUCCUACAAGCUGGAAGAGGACGUGAAUGAAAUCUUCUACUGUGCCGACAAUGCCGCCCUGGAUAGCGGUGCCAAAUGGCAGGAAGCUAUGAAACGAUCCGCGCAGGAGAUCAACGCGUUGGCCAAAAAGUUCAAGCUGAGCCGUGACGAUCUUGUAGAUUUGGAAGAAUUCGUUGAGGGUUUAAAAAUAUAGGUUUUUGUUGGAAGCGAGA